AGUCAGUCGUUAAAAACCAUUCUCAAAGACCAUGAAAAUGUUCAACCUCUGGUUAGCCCUCGCCGCAGCGAAAUGGAUGAAUCGUUCAUUGGGAAGACAGGAGGAGAAAUAUUUCAUGAGAUGAUGAUUAGACAUGAUGUGAAGCAUAUCUUCGGCUACCCUGGAGGCGCCAUUCUCCCUGUGUUCGAUGCCAUUUACAACUCAGACCAAUUCGAUUUUAUCCUUCCAAGGCACGAGCAAGGUGCUGGACACAUGGCUGAAGGGUAUGCCCGGGCUUCUGGAAAGCCUGGGGUGGUUCUUGUCACUUCUGGACCGGGCGCCACCAACCUUAUCACUCCAAUGGCCGAUGCUAUGGCUGAUGGAACUCCAAUGGUCGUUUUCUCCGGCCAGGUUGCCACGAGCGUGAUAGGCAGUGAUGCUUUUCAAGAGGCUGAUAUUGUUGGUAUGUCCAGGGGCUGUACCAAAUGGAACGUCAUGGUCAAAAGCGUUGCCGAAUUACCCAGGAGAAUAAACGAGGCUUUCAAGAUCGCCACCACUGGAAGACAUGGGCCAGUACUUGUCGAUCUCCCCAAAGAUAUCACGGCCGGAAUCUUGAAACAUGCUAUUGCUACGAAGUCGACUCUUCCACAAACAUCUAGUGCUGUGAUUAGGCGUGGAGCCUCUGAGUUCAAUAAGACUCAGCUGGACCAGUGUAUCCAGACUGUGGCCAAUCUCAUUAACAUUGCGAAAAAGCCCAUCAUUUACGCCGGCCAAGGUAUUAUUUGCUCUGAGGAUGGACCCGAAAUGCUCAGAGCCCUCGCCGACAGAAGCUCCAUCCCAGUAACGACUACUUUGCAUGGCCUUGGUGCUUUCGAUGAGCUAGAUCAAAAGUCCCUCCAUAUGCUUGGGAUGCACGGAUCAGCCUAUGCCAAUAUGGCCAUACAGGAAGCGGAUCUCAUAAUUGCACUUGGUGGCCGCUUUGACGAUCGUGUGACUGGGAAUAUUGCCAAAUUUGCCCCGGGAGCCAGGGCAGCAGCUGUUGAGGGCCACGGAGGCAUUGUCCAUUUUGAGAUCAUGCCAAAAAAUGUUAAUAAAGUAGUCCAAGCAACCGAAUCUGUGGUGGGCGACGUUGCAACCAACCUCAAGGUCCUUUUGCCCAAAAUUAAGGCUAGGUCGAUGGCAGAUCGACAAGCAUGGUUUGGCCAGAUUGAUGCCUGGAAGAAAAAAUGGCCCUUUCACUACGGGCGGACCGAGAGAGCUGGGCUGAUCAAGCCUCAGACUAUAGUGGAGGAAUUGAGUAAGCUCACAGCUGAUCGAAAACAGCAAACAAUUAUCGCCACGGGUGUAGGUCAACAUCAGAUGUGGGUAGCCCAGCACUUCCGCUUCAGAUUUCCCCGCACUUUAAUUACAUCAGGCGGCCUAGGGACAAUGGGAUACGGCCUGCCAGCGGCUAUCGGUGCUAAAGUGGCACGGCCUGAUGCACUCGUUGUCGAUAUUGACGGUGACGCUUCGUUCUGUAUGACUUUGACCGAGCUAUCAACGGCUGCACAGUUCAACAUCGGUGUCAAAGUCAUCGUGCUCAAUAACGAGGAACAAGGUAUGGUAACCCAAUGGCAGAAUUUGUUUUAUGAAGACCGCUACGCCCACACGCACCAUAAGAACCCCGACUUUAUGAAGCUUGCCGACGCAAUGGGUGUUGAACACAGGCGGGUAGUGAAACCCCAAGAGGUUGUUGAGAGCCUCAAGUGGUUGAUUAAUACCGAAGGUCCUGCCUUGUUGGAGGUAGUCACGGACAAGAAAGUAUUAGUGCUACCUAUGGUCCCGACAGGAGCAGCCCUACACGAGUUUAUUACAUGGGAUAGCGCUACGGACAAGAGGCGGAGUGCGUUGAUGCAGGAGCGUACAUGCGGCCUUCAUGGCUAAGGAGUGC
This is a messenger RNA of Mollisia scopiformis, 1909 nucleotides long. Its product is annotated as acetolactate synthase. NCBI's taxonomy places the organism in Eukaryota, Fungi, Ascomycota, Leotiomycetes, Helotiales, Mollisiaceae. The coding region runs from base 73 to 1902 and encodes 609 amino acids. Gene Ontology annotation, molecular function: thiamine pyrophosphate binding; flavin adenine dinucleotide binding; acetolactate synthase activity. Gene Ontology annotation, biological process: L-valine biosynthetic process. The transcript is spliced from 6 exons. Gene Ontology annotation, cellular component: mitochondrion; acetolactate synthase complex. The record is from RefSeq and is a predicted model, not a curated record.